GAUUACAAACUAGUUGUCCUAGGUGCUGGUGGUGUAGGCAAAUCCUCCAUCACUGUUCAAUUUGUCCAAGGUGUCUACAUAGAGUCCUAUGAUCCAACUAUUGAAGAUUCCUACAGGAAGCAAAUCGAGGUCGAUGGCAGACCUUGCGACUUGGAGAUUCUUGAUACUGCUGGUGUUGCCCAAUUUACUGCAAUGCGAGAAUUGUACAUAAAAUCUGGCAAAGGCUUCCUCUUGGUUUACUCUGUUACUGACGAAAACUCGUUGAAGGAAUUGCUAGCAAUCAGAGAACAGGUCCUCAGAAUCAAAGACAACAAAAAUGUCCCCAUGGUCUUAAUCGGCAACAAAUGCGAUCUUAUAAACGAUAGAACUCUCUCUCCUCAAGAUGGUAUAAACGUCAGCCAAAAAUGGGGCAAAGUACCCUUUUAUGAAACGUCAGCAAGGUUGAAGACUAACGUUGAAGAAGCCUUUAUAGAUGUUGUUCGACAAAUCAUGAAAAAGGAAUCAACCACCUCA
Ascoidea rubescens DSM 1968 is the source of this 513-nucleotide messenger RNA. RefSeq names its product Ras family GTPase RSR1 (gene RSR1). Gene Ontology annotation, cellular component: plasma membrane. The record is from RefSeq and is a predicted model, not a curated record. Gene Ontology annotation, molecular function: GDP binding; GTP binding; GTPase activity. The annotation marks the transcript as partial. Gene Ontology annotation, biological process: signal transduction. The transcript has a single exon. NCBI's taxonomy places the organism in Eukaryota, Fungi, Ascomycota, Saccharomycetes, Ascoideales, Ascoideaceae.